UCAACGUUGACCCAUUGCUCACGCUAGCUGGUCUCUCCCUCUCUGUCUUUUGUUUAAUGGUUAGGGUUUCAUUAACCUCUCUUUCCUUUUCGAGAGGUAACGAGGGAGACUCUAGGGAUUCUUCUUGGCGUUUUUAGCUCAAUUUUCAAAUCAAGCUCAUGUAAAUUUCUAUUCCCUUUCUCUUUGACUGUCUUUAUCUUGAUUCCUACUUUCUGCGUUUACUCAUUUGUUUUCCUCGAUAGUGUAUGUGAAACUGGGAGUUGAUAAAUUAGUUGAGGGGUUUGCUUUGGAUUAUUGGGUUUAUGCUUGUUGCAUAUUUUUUGGUUCAUUUACUAUCAAUUUUGAUCAAAGAUUCCGUCUUUUGGGUAAGGACUGUGCAGGGAUAUGUGGGUUCUGUUACAUGGUAUGCAAUAAUUUUAGGCUUAGAUUUAAUAUAGUUUGAAGCAGAUUUAGGUUUGGAUUUUAGGAUGAAGUGAAAAAGAAAUCGAAGGAGUUUACUGAAUAUAUUGGGUUGCUUUUGCUUUUGUUUUGUGGAGGGAUUUAAUGAUCUGCUAGGUUUUUGGAGCUUAAUUUUGGAGUUCUGGUGUUACUUUGAGCUUUUUCUAUUGGAUUGACUUCGACGAUACUUUAAUAGAAAUUAAUACCUGCCUUAUUCCUAGAGAGGAGAGAUUAAGUGUUAAACUUGAAAUUUAAGUUCAGAAUUUUUAUUGUUGGGGUUUUUGGAUGGUCUGACUUUGAGAUUCUCUGAUAAAAUUGGUGUUUUGAAUUAAGCUGAAGUUGGUUUUUCUGGUAUGGAUAACUCAAAAAGUAGGCCGCAGAAUGAUCAUUUGGGUGUGAACAAAAUGGGCAAGAAUAUAAGAAAGAGCCCAUUGCACCAACCGAAUUUUGCGAACAAUGUUAAUAGGCAACAACCUCAGCCUCAGGUUUACAACAUUAGCAAGAAUGAGUUUAGAAACAUUGUUCAGCAGCUGACUGGUUCUCCAUCUCAAGAACCUUUGCCUAGACCUCCUCAUAAUCCCCCCAAACCCCAAAGUAUGCGGCUGCAGAAGAUUAGACCUCCUCCUUUAUCUCCAAUUAACAGACCCCAGAUUCCCCCUCCAGCGCCGGCUCCAGCAGUGGCUCCACCCCCAGUUCCUUUUAACAAUGGCUUUGUUAGGCCAGGCCAAUAUGGACACCCAUCUCCAACUAUGAUGCCACCAAUGGCUCCUGGGGAGGCUCCUUGGGCAAAUACUGCUGAGUCUCCUAUCUCAGCUUACAUGCGCUAUCUUCAGACUUCAAUCAUGGAUCCUAGUCCGAGAGCAAACCUAACCCAGCCAUCGUUACCUCAACCGCCAGCACAAGGUCCAGGGCAAAUUCAGCCUCCACCACCAUCUUCUGGUUUACUUCCUAAUCCACCUAUGCCUCCACUACCAUCACCCAGAUUAAAUGGUCCUGUUCCACCUUUACCUAAUCUCCCUUCCCCACAAAUUAAUGGCCCUCCGCUGUUACCCUCACCAACAUCCCAGUUCCUUUUACCAUCUCCUACAGGUUUCAUGAAUUUGUUAUCUCCGAGGUCGCAUUAUCCGAUGUUUUCUCCAGGGGUUCAGUUUCCUCCACCAUUGACACCCAAUUUUCCAUAUUCACCUAUGGCUCAGUCGGGGAUUUUAGGUCCAGGUCCUCAACCUCCACUGUCACCAGGUCUUGUAUUUCCAUCACCUACAAGUUUUUUCGCGCUAUCAAGUCCAAGAUGGAGGAAUCAAUGAUCCAGGUUAUAAACUAUGUUGUUUCACAGAGUUCUGUGCUUGAACAGGAGCUUGUACCUUUGUCAUGGAGGCUUAUCUGCAAUUCAUGGGAACUUGAUUUGUGAAAUGUUCUGUAUACUGCUUGUGUAAGAGGUACUCCAAAAAGUUUGUAAACUCUCUUUCCUUUGAAAUUUCCUUGUUCUUUUUUUUUUUUUUUUUUUUUUUUUUUUUUUUUUUUAUGUUUGUUGUUU
Jatropha curcas is the source of this 1972-nucleotide messenger RNA. RefSeq names its product VQ motif-containing protein (gene IKU1). The record is from RefSeq and is a predicted model, not a curated record. NCBI's taxonomy places the organism in Eukaryota, Viridiplantae, Streptophyta, Magnoliopsida, Malpighiales, Euphorbiaceae.